Molecule: messenger RNA, 1797 nt
Organism: Panicum hallii
Lineage: Eukaryota; Viridiplantae; Streptophyta; Magnoliopsida; Poales; Poaceae
Product: S-adenosylmethionine decarboxylase proenzyme
Exons: 2
Coding region: 341-1534 (397 amino acids)
Biological process (GO): spermidine biosynthetic process; spermine biosynthetic process
Cellular component (GO): cytosol
Molecular function (GO): adenosylmethionine decarboxylase activity
Source: RefSeq, a predicted model, not a curated record
GAAUUUGAUGUACUAAUGGAGUCUAAGGGUGGCAAGAAGUCUAGCAGUAGUCGUUCCAUGAUGUAUGAAGCUCCCCUUGGCUACAGCAUUGAGGACGUUCGACCUGCUGGAGGAGUGAAGAAGUUCCAGUCUGCUGCUUACUCCAACUGCGCGAAGAAGCCAUCCUGAUAUCGCUUUCGUGCUUCCCCAACCUAGUAGUUUAGGAUUUCUUUUCUAACGCUUUGAUUCUGACCAAUCUCUCUGGCCUGCUGCUUCCUGAUAAUCGACCAGUUCCCCAGUCUUGCUCCCUGCACUCCUCCCUUCUCCAUCUCCGGCAUUGUGUUCUGACUCACCUGCUCCAAUGGCUGUCCUUUCUGCUGCUGACGCUCCCCCGGUCUCAGCGAUCGGGUUUGAGGGCUAUGAGAAGCGCCUUGAGAUCACCUUCUCUGAGGCGCCUGUCUUUGUUGACCCUCAUGGGCGUGGUUUGCGUACCCUCUCUAGGGCCCAGAUUGAUUCUGUUCUGGAUCUUGCACGGUGCACCAUUGUGUCCGAGCUCUCCAACAAGGAUUUUGACUCCUAUGUCCUCUCUGAGUCAAGCCUGUUUAUCUAUCCUCUGAAGAUUGUCAUAAAGACCUGUGGGACUACCAAGCUUCUGCUGACCAUUCCAAGGAUUCUUGAGCUUGCUGAAGAGCUGUCUAUGCCGCUUGCUGCUGUGAAGUACUCCCGUGGGAUGUUCAUCUUCCCCAGUGCUCAGCCAGCCCCACACAGGAGCUUCUCUGAGGAGGUUGCUGCCCUUAACCGCUACUUUGGCGGCCUGAAGUCUGGUGGUAAUGCUUAUGUGAUUGGAGAUCCGGCAAGACCUGGACAGAAGUGGCACAUCUACUACGCCACUGAGUACCCAGAGCAACCCAUGGUUAACCUUGAGAUGUGCAUGACUGGUCUGGACAAGAAGAAAGCUUCAGUCUUUUUCAAGACUUCUGCUGAUGGCCACACAACAUGUGCCAAGGAAAUGACCCAGCUCUCUGGUAUAUCUGAAGUUAUUCCUGAGAUGGAGAUCUGUGAUUUUGACUUUGAACCCUGCGGCUACUCCAUGAAUGCGAUCCAUGACUCUGCUUUCUCCACCAUUCAUGUGACCCCUGAGGAUGGUUUCAGCUAUGCAAGCUAUGAAGUUAUGGGCUUCGACGCCACUGCACUUGCCUACGGCGAUCUCGUCAAGAGGGUUCUCAGGUGCUUUGGCCCUUCGGAAUUCUCUGUUGCUGUGACCAUCUUUGGCGGGCGUGGCCAAGCUGCGACGUGGGGCAAGAAGCUUGAUGCUGAUGUUUAUGACUGCAACAACAUGGUAGAGCAAGAGCUGCCCGGCGGUGGCCUACUCAUCUACCAGAGCUUUUCUGCUGCUGAAUACGCUGUUGUUGGCUCGCCAAAAUCUGUUCUUCAUUGCUUCGAGCGCGAGAAUAUGGAGAAUGCUGCUCCUGUGAAGGACGGCAAACUGGCUAAUCUUCUCUGCUGGGAGGAAGAGGAUACCAUGGAGGAGAAGGACGGAGUGCUUGUCGAGUAAGACCGGGCUUCUGGUGUCGAUUUGCUGCUGAGUUGUUUUUUUUAUGUGUUGCGAUUGUCGUUUGGUUAUUGUGUGAAGCAGCCAAGCCAGGCUAUCUAGUAUGAAAAUGAUCGUUUGUAAGCAUGGGUUCUGAUGUUGCCGCAUGCUAAUGAUGAAUCUGAAUAAGUAUACAGCUCUAGGUGGUCAGCUGCGUCUACCACAAUGAGCGUAUGUAUGGAGAAAUGUCUGUCAAAGCAUUUUAUGAAUAAUAAUUAUUUGAUUUA